Molecule: messenger RNA, 1672 nt
Organism: Pungitius pungitius (ninespine stickleback)
Lineage: Eukaryota; Metazoa; Chordata; Actinopteri; Perciformes; Gasterosteidae
Product: laminin subunit alpha-1-like
Exons: 12
Coding region: 269-1672 (467 amino acids)
Biological process (GO): blood vessel morphogenesis; animal organ morphogenesis; tissue development
Cellular component (GO): basement membrane
Molecular function (GO): extracellular matrix structural constituent
Source: RefSeq, a predicted model, not a curated record
GGCAUGCCAGCAACACAUUCCUCUUCUCUGGAUGGAUACUGCAGCUAAGACAGGUUAGAAAGGCUCCGAGGCCUUCAGAAACCAUUACAAAGACUCAGAGACCAGAUAGAGACAGUCAGACUGAGUCUGAGACCAGUUAGAAAGAGUCUGAGGCCUUCAGAGACCAGUUUGAAAGAGUCUGGGACCAGUUUGAGACCAGUUAGAAAGAGUCUGGGACCUUUAGAGACCAGUUAGAGUCUGGGACCAGUUGGAGACCAGUUGGGCAGAGAUGAAGCUGCUCCUGUUGCUGCUGCUGAUGGAGAGAGCUGCAUCCCAGCAGAGAGGUCUGUUCCCGGCCAUUUUGAACCUGGCCAGCAACGCAGUGAUCAGCAGCAACGCCACGUGUGGCGAUCCAGGACCGGAGGUUUACUGCAAACUUGUGGAACAUGUUCCAGGACGACAGAUCAAGAACCCUCACUGCCUGAGAUGUGACGCCAACUCUGUUCUGUCCAAAGAACGUCAUCCGAUCACAAACGCCAUCGAUGGCACAAAUUACUGGUGGCAGAGUCCGAGUAUCAAGAACGGUCAUCAGUUUCACUGGGUCACGAUAACCCUGGACCUGAAACAGAUCUUUCAGGUCGCCUACAUCAUCAUCAAGGCAGCUAACUCUCCUCGACCAGGUAACUGGAUCCUGGAACGCUCCCUGGAUGGUGUGACCUUCGACCCCUGGCAGUUUUACGCCCUCAGUGACUCUGAGUGUUUGUCUCGCUACAACAUGACGCCGAGACUCGGCCCGCCGACCUACAAGAGCGACACAGAGGUCAUCUGCACGUCUUACUACUCCAGACUGAACCCACUGGAACACGGAGAGAUUCACACCUCCCUCAUUAACAGCCGACCUGGAGCAGAUGACCUGACCUCUGAACUGCUGAACUUCACGUCAGCUCGUUACAUCAGACUAAGACUUCAGCGAAUCAGAACGCUCAACGCCGACCUGAUGAUGCUGAGCGCCCGUGACCCCAGAGAGGUCGACCCCAUCGUCACAAGGAGGUAUUAUUACUCCAUCAAAGACAUCUCAGUGGGGGGGAUGUGCAUCUGUUACGGCCACGCCCAGAGCUGCCCGCUGGACCUUGAUACCAAGAAGUUGAAGUGUGUGUGUGAACACAACACCUGUGGAGAGAGCUGUGACCAAUGUUGCCCUGGUUACCACCAGCAGCCAUGGCAACCUGGGACCGUCACCAAGGGAAACACCUGUGAGAAGUGUAACUGUCACAACAAAACAGAGGACUGUUUCUACAAUCAGACCGUCUCGGAUCUCUUUUUGAGUACAAACACUUACGGUGUUCAAAAGGGAGGCGGAGUCUGUUUAAACUGCCAACAAAACACCGCCGGGAUCAACUGUGAGACCUGCGCUGCCGGCUUCUACAGACCCUCCGAGGUUUCUCCAUAUUCAGACUUCCCUUGUGUUCGGUGUAACUGUGAUCUGAGAGGAUCGGAGUCUUCAGUCUGCAGCAGAGACGACACCCAGACAGGUGUGUCUGCGGGGCAGUGUGUGUGUCAGCAGGGCUUCACGGUCGGCGGUGUGAUCGAUGUGCCUUUGGAUACAGAGACUUCCCUCAGUGUGCUCGUUGUGAGUGCAACCUGUCCGGCAAGCGUCAACACAGACCCCUGCAGCAACUGUACCUGCAGGUGA